This is a messenger RNA of Mizuhopecten yessoensis (Yesso scallop), 8846 nucleotides long. RefSeq names its product ubiquitin thioesterase ZRANB1-like. Gene Ontology annotation, molecular function: K63-linked polyubiquitin modification-dependent protein binding; cysteine-type deubiquitinase activity. The transcript is spliced from 9 exons. Lineage: Eukaryota; Metazoa; Mollusca; Bivalvia; Pectinida; Pectinidae. Gene Ontology annotation, biological process: protein deubiquitination involved in ubiquitin-dependent protein catabolic process; protein K29-linked deubiquitination; cytoskeleton organization. The record is from RefSeq and is a predicted model, not a curated record. Bases 265 to 2472 code for a protein of 735 amino acids. Gene Ontology annotation, cellular component: nucleus; cytoplasm.
GUCAUUUAUCAAUAAUAAACAUGGCAGCCCUCAAUGUUUUGGUUUGUGAAAAAUGGAAUAGUUGAAGAAAUAAGAGCAGCAUGAAGUGGAUCAUGUUCCCAUCAGGAGAAGAUUCUUGAAAGAACUUUAUCUAAAUCCUCGUUCAGACUUGACGAUAAGAAUGGAGUUCUUCGAAAUCAGCCUUAAUAGGAGCUUGAGGUGACCGAGUAAAUUUUGCAGCUCUAUAAACUAGAAUCUUUGAAUGGGCGGGGCUCAUGGGUGAUCAUGAUGACAGAGAAAGAGAAGUGGGCGUGUGAAUACUGCACCUAUGAGAAUUAUCCUGUCACCACGCGAUGCACUCUGUGCCACGCCCACAGACCGCCAAGCUUCAUCACAGACAGACACAAUGAGGAGCAGGACAUUUACAAGAUGGCCGCCACCAUGGGCCAGAACAAGGAAGGAAGCAGUAGUAAUCUGUCAUCCGGGCCCAGUAGUGCUAGCUUUGACCCUACCAAGAAAUGGGCUUGUACGUCUUGCACGUUCCUCAACUGGCCCAAGACUACAAAGUGUUCUCAGUGCUUGACAUCCAGAUCCCGUAUGCCUGUCUCUGGUAGUCUUAGUCCUGCGAUUGAACAAUCUCCACCCAUCACACUAUCAGGAGCAAACACAGAGAGUUUAAGAGCUCGAAGGAAGACCACUCAAAACAAAGAGUUUCCCUCAUCACCAAAGGCAGCUAAAGCCAUUAAUACUAAUGAUAUUAAUAACAAAACCCUUGCAACCUGUAAUGCAAAGGUAAAAUGGACAUGUAAAACAUGCACAUAUGAAAAUUGGCCCAAGACAGCACGGUGUGUCAUGUGUGGUCUACAGAGGGGAAGAACCUCGCCCGAAAUAUCCUCCACGGCCACAAGCUUAGAAAAUAAUUCAUCAAAUGUAUCAGGGUCCUCACUCAAGCAAACAAGUGUUAUAACAAAACAGACCUUGUCUCCGACCAGCAGCCUAGCAGCUGGUACCUCUGGACGUGAGCUAGGGAUGCGUUCACCAGAUAUCGGCACAGCGUGCUCUUCUGCAGGGUUACAUGUUCAGGAGGAGAAACGUGAAACUGAACGUAAACUUAAACAAAUUAGAAAUUGCAUGCAAGAAGAUGAUUGGUUGUGGCUAAGUGCAUGUAAUGGUGUCGUCAAUGGUGACUCUCGCCCAGUAGAAACAUUUGUAGGUGCAGGAGGAGAUCCUGCUCGACAGUUAACACAGGAAGAGGUCACUCUGCUCAACAGACCAAGUGCAUUUGAAGUAGGAUACACUUUAGUUCAUCUUGCCAUCAGGUUUCGUCGUGAAGACAUGCUUGCAGCCUUGCUCACUAGCACUGAAGCCCCUUCGAAAGCUGUUAAGCGACUGCCGUCUCAUCUCAGUGCUGAUCUAGCCUCGGAAAUCCGGCGCGAAAUAUUGGCCAUGCUUCGACAAAGAAAGGGAGAGUUCCCAUGCCAGUUUUUGACUGAUUGUGUUACAUUUGCUAUACCAACAGGUGUUCGAGACUUGCCAAACACUGUCCAGAGUCAACUGUUUGAUGAAAUCAUGGAUGGAGAUGUACAAAAGGAAUUGGAGGAUGAGUAUGUUGUAAACUGGAGUGUGGAGCUGACAGACAGAUUGGGCAGUCGUUUGUACGCACUAUGGAACAGAACUGCCGGUGACUGUCUCCUAGAUUCCAUCCUCCAGUCCACUUGGGGCAUCUUCGACUCCGACAACACUCUGAGGAAAGCCAUGUCCAACAGCCUCAGUGACGCAGCCAUGAUGUUUUAUCCUCGCUGGAAAGAGUAUGAAGCGAUGCAUGCAGAGAUGCUUCAAUUCACGCUUGACGAAGCUCAGUGGCAGAAUGACUGGGCAGACAUUCUCAGUAUUGCUUGUACUCCAGGUGCUUCUUUAGAACAAAUCCACAUUUUUGCCAUAGCUCACAUUCUCAGGAGGCCAGUUAUAGUGUACGGCGUAAAGUAUGUUAAAAGCUUUCGUGGGGAAACUAUUGGACUCGCACGGUUCCAAGGUGUGUACCUACCUUUGCUGUGGGAGAGAGGGUUCUGCUGGAAGUCCCCUGUCACUUUGUCUUACACACGCGGCCACUUCUCAGCCCUUGUUCCCAUGGAAAUGACCACAGGUGAUGUCAUCGGGGCGGGAGCAGAUAUUGAAACCUCAGAGGAGGAACAGAUGACUUACCUUCCUUUAGUUGAUGUAGAAGGGAAAUUACUUACAGUGCAUUUCUUAAGGACAUCAGAGGUAGGUCGAGAGGAACCUCUGUUACGGGAGUGGCUAGAUGUCUCUGUUACAAAGGGUGGUAGUCUUGUGGCCCUUCAGAAAAUAGGGAAGCGUCCUCUACUGGUCAAGCGGAUGUUGGAGGACUGGGUUGACCACUAUCGCCAACAGUCACACUCGGCCGUACCCUCAGGGACCCCAGCCAGUCUGGCCUGCCAGAACUUCUCCAGUGACGGGGAAAGCGAUCAGGAAUAGUCUUUCAUUAUCACCAAGUUUUACCAUAUGUUGGAUGUUUUUUCACAAACCUUUUAUUUUUCAUUAACCAAUUGAUUUGUUGCUAUUAUAUAUAUGAUAUAAUAAAGGAGCUAACUACUUUGGAUUCUACACUUACCUAAGUGUUCAGGUUUCACAUAUCACUUUUCUGUGGCUGUUUACAAUAACUACAAUUGACAAAAAAUGUAGGUGAACUAUUCACUGUUGACUUAAAUCGGGUCUCAAUUUUUCAUUUUUUUGUUCAAAAUUGCAAUUGAUAGACAUUUUAGAAGUCCUGAUUGAUGAACAGUUAAUAUUCAGUUGAAAUCGCGAUUCCAUUCAAUUUCAUACAUAAUAAAGAGUCAAGGUUGUGUUCAUCUGAAGGACAUACUGAAGCCAGGGAAUUUUCAUUGCAAUUUAACUUUCGCCUUUUUUGUUGUCCAUAAUGAGGGCGAAUGUAUCAUGACAGUGAAAAUAUGUACACAACAUACAAUACUUAGCAAUAACAUGUUAAGGACGAAAUUAACACUACAUUAAAACGGAUUCUACCAGGGAAGGACGAGAAUUUGACUGGAUGAUGGUUUCACGGCAUACAGUAUUGGAUCAAGCUUUAUUAAUAACGAAUACCAGAAUACACAGAAUGUUAAAUAUUGUUGUUAUCAUCAUGCACAUAAUAAUUAGUAAUUAAUAUUUAAAAAAAUAUAUACAUGUAUAUGGUCACCAAAAGAUUACUUCCUGUUAAGGAUCCCUGUCCCACUGCACUAUUUUUUCCCCCCGUAUAUAUACUGGUAGUACCCUUUCCUUAAUUUUGUUUUGGACAUAACUGUAGCACAGCUGAGCUAGGUCACUUCUGUUGAUGAGUUAACUCAGUCGGUUAGAAUGAAAGUAUAAAAAAGUCUGAAGUCAAGGGGUGUUUUUGUUUAAAUUGUCAAACCUGUCGGACCACAGUUGUUGUUUAUUAAAUAAGGUCACACUUGGUUAUCUGAUGCUGCUUUAAGGCGAGCCUUGACAAAGUCUUGCAAGGCCUGCAUAAACAUUUGCAGGUUCACUAGGAUUUAUAUACCAAAUUGUUACAUUUAUAAAUGGUCAAACUGGUUGUUCCUCAUAAAUGAACAGGCCCCAGGGUUGGAAUCCCAGCCUAGUACCACUAAAUUUGUACACUCAUAACUUUGUUGUUGGUUGUUUUGUUAAUUUCGUCUUUAUGUUUUCCAUGUAGCCCUGCAAGGUAUGGCAUUUCUUUCUGAAUGUAUUAUCAUAGCCAUAGUCAUGCUAGAAAAAACAAGUUUCCAAGGCUCAGUUACAGAUUUUGGUAGUGGUCGGGGAUCCUUAAGAUUCUAACAAUAGCUUGAUUGAAUAAGUCCUGAAUAAGGGAAGAUUUACCUCCCUUUAUCUCAUUCUGUAAGAUCUAGAAUUUACAGCACACAUAAUGUAAAUUUAUAAUCUAUAUUACCAUGACCUUAUUUUAGUACAUUGUGCUAUGGUCAAAUUAAAUUAUGAUGUACUCUGUAACAGUAAAUGGUGAAUGUAAACACCCAAGUAUCAGUGGUGUACAUAAAUUUCAAAAUCGACAUAAAAUUUCCCCAAAUACCUGAGUGUAAUAUUGUAUAGUGGGUUAUUCUUGCAGGUCUUCAUUUUCAAAAUUUUACUCAAAGUGAACAGAUUGAAUUUACACAAAUAAAAAUUUCACAUUCUGAAGAUAAGGAGUUUCUUAAUUACACAGAUGUUCCUGAUGUCAACUUCCAAACACACAACAAAUCCUGAUGUUAGAUAAAAAAAAACCUGGCUGGUCUCAGUUUAAACAUAUCAAUUAAUCAAUCCCCUGUUCCUACCUACGAACUGAUCUCGGUGCUUUUAUACACCUGCCAUAAAACUUGCAAUAUCUUUCAAACAAUCAUAUUUCAUGUAUUACCAGAAUAUUUGAGUUAUCCUGCAGGCAUGCUUGCUUGAUACUUUACUGGUAUACAAGAUUAGUUAGUAGAUAUUGGCUGUAUAAAUAUUUACACGUCAUAUAUUAUUUCAUGGAUCAAAAUUUUGCAAUCAUCUAAAUACCCUGCAAAAAUAACCGGUUAUACGUUUAAUAUUACAAUAUUGGAAAAAGCAGAAAGAUUAACAUUUGUUUCUUAAGUGAGUGUUUUUACACCCAGUCAUGUAUUUAAGAUUGUAGUUCUGUGUUCUACAUGCAUGCAGUCAAUGUCAGGAGGUCUUAAAAUUGGCUCCAUGAUCAACAAAUGGUAUUUUGUUACCUGGGUAAUCAUGAUUUUGUCAUGUCCACAUAUCAGACAUUUAAAGGUACAUGAAGUCACACCUUUAUUCAGAGACAACCCUUGAUAAGUCUGUUUAGUGGUCCUCUAUUUCAGGCGGUCUCUUAGUACAAGUUCAGUUAACAUAAAAUGAUUACUUUAUACCGGGAAAUUUUCGGCCUGUCAAACUUUCGCCCUUUACCUAUAAAAUCCAUAUUUGCCUAGUGUUAAUUUUGCCCUCAUGUUUAAUAACUAUAUACACUUUGCUUUUUACUAAUAUUUGCUGUAAUGAUAAAUCUGCCCUCAGUAUGAAGGCAAAACAGGGGAAAGUUAUACUAGGUCUAAAAUUUCCCGUUAUAUAGUAAACUGCAAUGGGGUGUUUUAAAACCGGUCUCUUACUUCCAAACUAUCCUGUGUUUUUAUACAUUUAUUAAGUAAUCAUGCACUUACCCAUAAAAUUGAACUAGAUACUCUACAUAAACAAGCAUUUAAGAUGUAAAACUACAUAGACUUAUCAGAAGUUUAUGAUCUUGAGAUCUCAUGAUUUGGGGAUAUUAAUUUUAUCUCUGGGUUCUGUUUCUAGUUUUAAGAAUAUUUUAUUUGGGUUAUACUUUGUAUUGCUUAUGGCUUUGGUUUUGUGCUGUGAUAUUUUCAUAUUUAUGUGGGAAAAUACUUAUUUGCACAGUGUUUAAUUGAUAGCUUUGAGACUGUAAGGUAUGAAGUGUUAUAUGACAUAUGUUAUGUUCGCUGUUGAAUUUGCAUAUUCACUUCAUAGCGUAAAAUUGCAAAAAUAUUGCUGCUUUGAAAAAUAAUCUUAUACACAGUAUUUAAACAUCACCUGUAGGUGAUUUAUCAAAUCUAAUAAGCUUAAUAUAUAAUCGUUCAUCAAGUCCAGUUUUCAAGUUAAUUACUUUUCCACUCAGCUUAAGAUUAUUUUUAUCUGAUUUGUGAAUCCCAGAACUUUUUUAAUAGUUAUAUAUAAAAAAAUAUGUUAUUCAAAUUUAAUUGUGAUGCCUGAAAAAAAAGGAGCAUCUAUCGGGCAUUAAUUGCCAACAUGUUAAUAUGCGUUGGUAUUUUGUUGUUGUUGUACAUGACACUUAAAAAAUCUGCAAAAUCAGUAAAGAGUUGUAUAUAUAUAUGAGUACGCUCUUAGACUAAAGCUGUACAAUAGCAGAUUUCAAUCUUUAAAUGCUGGUGGCAUUUGUUUGGGAACAGCACUACAAAUUACAAUACUAUUCAGCCAAUACCAAUGGAAGGAAGUUUUGGGAAUAUGUGGUUGUGAAAAGAGAACUACAUUUAACAGUAUUUUUGUUUAUUUCACAAUCAGUUUGAAAAAAACAUAAGUCCUAAUUACCUGACAAAUCUAGGUAAUUUUGGACAAAAUACUCACAAGUUCUGUUGUUGCACAACAUGUGAUAAACUUCUAAACUACAUUAAUAUGUGAACUCCAAAUAUAACAUCAGCAUACAGUGGUUGCCUGGACUGCUUUUGUUUCCAGCAACUUCAUCUCUGAACUACUGAAAGAAAUCUCACCAAAAUUAAAUUCAUAUUGUACCUAAAAAUGGAACCAACAACCCUUUUUCCUGUAGUUGGUGAAUUAAGGUGAGGAAAUGGGACUCUUUGACCAAAAGACAGGAUCGAGGGCACUAAUAAAGAAUGUUUUGUAUUUCCUAAGCAUUGAUGUAUUCAUACGGUGCUAAUCUUUGAGCUUACAAAUCUUAAAAAAUUCUAAUUAUAUGCUUUAAAGAUUUGUAAAGCUAUUCACAGCCAGACCUGACUACUAGGGGGAACAUUUGCUUAUUUUAUGGAUGUGAAUAUAUUUUGUAUGUUAGGAAUUUAACACUACCGAGCGGGUAUUUCAGUGAUAAAAAUGGUGUCCAUAAUAUUGAAAUUUGUCAUAGCAUUCCAGGAUGAUCGGACUCCACUACAAUCUAAAGGGACUUGGGUGUUUGGCAUGAAUUGCAUUUUAUUUUCUUGAUAAACGUACAAAUUUAAGAAUAGGUUUAAAGUUAUCCAUUGGUUUAAGAUGUAGUGAACAUAUAUCUGUCUAUAUACAGAUACCUGUAUCAAAUUUUCUUAUACUUGUGCACUUCAGGUAUUGGCCAGCUUAACUGCAAUAAUACCCUUGCCCUUUAGACUGAAAUGCAUGUGCUGCUUAUUCUUGAAUACUUUUAAACAGUCCAUGUCAUAGUUGUAUAUUGCACAGAAUAUCGAGAUAAUUUACCAUAAAAACUAAUUUGGGCUACUUACAUUGUAGACUAUAAGUAGACUAUAAGUUUUUUCAGUUAUUAUUUGCUGGCUUAUUUUCAAAGCAAACUUACUUUCGAGAUAGAUAUGUUUUCUAAUCAGACUUAAUAUUGAGAUUUUAGGGUAGCUCCAAUCAAUCCUUUUUUUUUUUAACUCACCCGGGUUGAAAACUUCGCCGUCAGUAGGUGAUCACACAUACAUAGAGGGUAGAAACUUACCUUAUGUAACUGUAGAAAGAUAAAUGUCAUACAGCAGAGAAAGCCUUGAAUUUUCUUUCUUAGUUCGAUGCCUCCUCAAAGAAAGUGCUCAUUUUGAUGAGAUCCCCCCUCCCCAAACUUAUGUUGAGAUAGUCUGACUUAUGAAAAGCAUUAUACUGAGAUCAAAAAAAGAAGGAAGUAAAUAUAUUUAGCAAGUUCUGUAGGAGAUUUAUGAGCAAUUUCUUUGAAUUUAUUGAGAACUGAGGAGCAUUCACAUUGUUUUCAAAAUCAAUACACAGUAGUGUAUCACAACACAAUCAUCACUUACUUUAAAAGACUUGAAUUACUGGUAAACACAGUUUAACAUUAUUUGGGGACUUUGAAAGUUGCAUUUAUACUAAUUAAUUUUAAGCACAUCAAAGUUAUAGAAUUGACGUUAAAAAGUGAAGAGUAGUUUUAAAUUGAUAUAUUCAUAAUGUUGUGAAAAUGUAAGUGGAUUCCUGUCAUACAAUGUCUAGAGUUACAAAUCUGAACGAUUAAAUUGUUGUACGUAAAUUGUUAAGAAAAUGACUCUAUUUUUUCCUUGCUCUGCUAUGUAUGUGGGAGGAAGGUGGAGAUGGUUUGGUUAAAAUGGAAAUCUUUAAUCGAUUUUCCUGUUACCCUUCUUAAGCUCAAACUCAGAUUCUUUGUUCAAGCUAAAUUUCUUGUUCUAGUUUCUGGUGAUCAGUGAAUAAAAAAAUCAUAUUUUGUCAACAUUUUUGGAAAUUUUUUAGAGAGUUUCAAUCUGUUUAAAAUGUUCAUACUUAACUAUCUGACUGUCACAUGAGUCACAAGAAAUUUGGUUGAGCACAGAAUCCUUGCUUGAGAUGAGAAGAGUAUCAUGAAUAUGGGCCCAGAACCUGGUUGAUUGAUAAAUUUUUAUUUUUAAUUUUUAGAUAUCAUUUCCGAGAAAUGAAGGAUGCAGUAUGCUACCUUACUGCCACAUGUGUCCCCUUUAAUUUCACUGAUCAAGUCUAUAAAAUACCUAUUAUGAAUACUAAAUUUGGACUUUUUUUUCACACAUGAGACAAGCGCUAUAUGCCUCUAUCAAAAACACUCCAGUAAUUAUUAUUCAUAAAAUGUGGUUAAAUUUAAUUAACAAAUAAAUUCAAGGGGAAUAACUCUCAUGUAAAUCUAAUGAAAAUCAUGGGUAUAAUGUGUCGGAUAGCAUGUAAAUUUAUGUGAAAUUUAUUAUUUCAUUUAAUAACCUGGAAAAUUUGUUGCUGUUUUUUUAAACCAACAAUGUAUGAAUGUGUGUGACUCCAUUGUAUCUGUGCAUAUAUAAUGUAGGUACAUUGUGUUAUCAUUGUUAUGAUUUAUUAUGUUAAAAACAAAAUGACGACAACACUUUUUCGAAGUCACCUACGAGCACCGUGAUAUUUUUCAAUUAUGUGGUUUGAUUUUUAAUAUGUUUAUUGUAGUUCUUAUUUAGUGUGACAGUGUGCAAUUAAUUUAUCACUUUGUUUAAAAAGGGAUAAUUCUAGUAUAUAUAUGAUUUCACCAAUAUCCCAUUACCCUAGUAUUUUGUUAUUAUGUGGAAGUGGUAUGGCAUUUUCACAUGUUUCUAUACCUUUAUUUCAAGUUAAAAAGAUAAGAUCAUGACAUGAAAAAAAAACCUUACACAUAUUUGUGAAUAAAAUAUAUUCGUGUUUGA